AUGGAAAAAGUGUACGACUCGGGAGAUCCCGAUCUACCCGAUCUGCCCCGGCUAGAUAGUCUAGAAUCGCAAUAUACGUACGAUGAUUAUAACUUCACUGAGAGCUCCAGUGACGAUGAUGAUACACAGGCAUCGGUCAGGGACCAGCCGAUAGACAUUGAGAAUGAGCCCCGGAACAAGAGAAAGCCGUCGGUUUCCACACAUGAUUUCUGGAAGUCGUAUACACCACGUCCAAUAAAGCCUGAAAGGAUUGGGGAGGAAUCGCAGCCCGAUGGCACGAACCAUGUGAGGAACAAGAGACAUCGUCAAUACUUCGAUUCAAAAACCUCGUCUUCUGCGGCGAGACAACGUGCUGACUGGGAGCCAGGAAUUGAUGUGACUACGACAGAUGUUUUCAUGAAAUCGCUCGGUUCUGCUAUCACGGUGACCGAUUACUCCAAGGAGAGGUAUCGGAUUGAGCACCUGGAGAUUGUGAACGAGUCCCACACGGCCUUUAACCCGAUGCAGACAGAGACAAUGCUGAAGCGCAAAACCAAGCUCAAAAAGAUUCUUGAAGCACCUCCUGAUUGGAGUAAAGUGCGCUGGAUCAAUGUCAACGGGCUGGCAUGGGAUGCCAUCUCUGUGAUCUCGCAGCACUACAACUUGCACAGGCUGUCCAUCGAGGACAUGGUGGACAUUCCACAGAGAACAAAAGUCGAUAUUUAUCCCGAUCAUAUGUUCUGUUGUUUGCCUCUUUUGAAAUUGAUUAAGCUGGAAAAACCCGGCCUGAACACAAAGUCCAAAAAAGAGGACCCUCCCAAGGAACAACAUCUCAGCAAAAACUCCGAGCUGUCGUUGAACGAGCAGAUCUCGCAAUUUGAAAUGCGAAAACUAACACAACAGUCAAUGCCCUUCGUUACUAACAGGAAGCGGGAGUUUAUAGAAUACCACAGACCUUUAAGUUACAGAAAACUAGCAGUGGGCAUUGAGCAAGUGUCAAUAUUCAUCACUGAGUCCGGAUCAGUUAUUUCGUUCUUCGAACACUCUGCAAAUGACAUAGAGCGCGCCAUCUUCAACAGAUUAUCACAGGGAUCAACAAUUCUGCGGGAUUCGUGUGAUCCCUCCAACUUAUUGCAGGCCAUUUUGGACGCUAUAGUGGACCUCAUAUACCCCGUCAUCACGGCUUACAACCGAAGACUCUCCGAAUUGGAAAUGAACAUUAUGUUGAACCCUACAAUUUCUCACACCCAAGAGCUCCAUUUGAUGAUUGGCGAGUUAGCGAUGCUGCGCUCUGAAAUAUCACCCACUACUGCCUUGGUCAACCAACUCAAGGACCAAUCCACCAAGCACUCCAAGUUCAUGUCACCAGAAAGUGGCCUCUAUUUCUCCGACGUGGUUGACCAUACAAUUUCUUUUGUGGAUAACAUCGACCUCAUGAGAAACACUGUUGAGAAUCUGAUAGCCUUUAUUUUCAAUAUCCUGAGUGUUGAGACUAACACCUCCAUGCAGCAGCUGGCAGUGAUCACGUUGAUCUUUCUCCCGCUUUCAUUUCUCACUGGAUAUUAUGGUAUGAACUUUGAAUCAUUUUCAGACUUGAAAAAGGAUGUUUCUUAUUAUUGGAAAAUCUCCGUUCCGUUUGGAGUGGGACUGACUCUGAUUAUGAUGAGAUCCUAUUGCUACAAGUUCUACCGGAAGAUGAAGCAUAAGUUCAAGCUAAAAUACAUGCGGCCGAAAAGGGAUUAG
Molecule: messenger RNA, 1722 nt
Organism: Kuraishia capsulata CBS 1993
Lineage: Eukaryota; Fungi; Ascomycota; Pichiomycetes; Pichiales; Pichiaceae
Exons: 1
Coding region: 1-1722 (573 amino acids)
Biological process (GO): metal ion transport; transmembrane transport
Cellular component (GO): membrane
Molecular function (GO): magnesium ion transmembrane transporter activity; cobalt ion binding; magnesium ion binding
Source: RefSeq, a predicted model, not a curated record